GUGAAAUGACAAAAUUGCACGUGUUUGGCAAAUGGCAUGACAUUCCAAGGCAGCAGGUAACCUACGGGGACCCUGAGUUAACGUACACUUACUCAGGCGUCACCUUUUCUCCUAAGCCAUGGAUCCCAGUUCUCAACCGUAUCAGAGACCGCGUCACUUCGGACACAGGACAUGCUUUUAAUUUUGUUCUUAUUAACAGAUAUAAAGAUGGCGGGGACCACAUAGGCGAACAUCGAGACGAUGAGAGAGAAUUGGUUCCGCGCAGCCCUAUCGCAUCCGUGUCCUUCGGAGCCUGCAGGGACUUUGUUUUCAGGCACUGUGAUUCCAGAGGGAAGAACGCAACGCGCCACAUCGAGCCCAUCAAACUCCAGCUAGCCCAUGGUAGCCUGCUGCUGAUGAAGUACCCCACCAAUGUGUACUGGUACCACAGCCUGCCCACCCGCAAGAGAGUACUUGCCCCAAGAAUCAACCUCACAUUUCGGAAAGUGAUGACUGUAGCCAAGAAGGAUUCCGUUCUGACUACCUGA
This is a messenger RNA of Leptosomus discolor (cuckoo roller), 527 nucleotides long. The record is from RefSeq and is a predicted model, not a curated record. Lineage: Eukaryota; Metazoa; Chordata; Aves; Leptosomiformes; Leptosomidae.